This is a messenger RNA of Xyrauchen texanus (razorback sucker), 4489 nucleotides long. Its product is annotated as acetyl-coenzyme A synthetase 2-like, mitochondrial. Gene Ontology annotation, cellular component: mitochondrion. The record is from RefSeq and is a predicted model, not a curated record. Gene Ontology annotation, molecular function: acetyl-CoA synthetase activity; AMP binding. The transcript has 14 exons. The coding region runs from base 1346 to 3418 and encodes 690 amino acids. Lineage: Eukaryota; Metazoa; Chordata; Actinopteri; Cypriniformes; Catostomidae.
UGUUCUUUUUACAUUUCAGAAUAUGAGAAGUUCUCAGAUGUUCUAAAUAACAUUUUGUAAAACAUCUCCACUGUAGAACUUGUUAAUUUAUGUUUCUAUCUAGAUUUUCCCCACUCCACUGCCACUCAAAUGCUACUUUGUCAAAGGAAGUCACCAAAGUAAUAAGAUGGGCAAUAGUCUGAUCAUAAUGCUCUCUCAGAAUGUUCAUGUUAUUAUCCAAUUGAUAUUAUCUGGUGAUGCUUAAUAUAUUCCUUAUUGGAAUGGAGGCCAUGUUGCUUUGGGGAAGUCAAUGAGGAAAAUAUAUAUAAAAAAGAUGAUCCAGAGGAAACCCUGGAUUGUUCUAAUGGGCAAUCAUUAGUUUAUAUUUCUCCAAGCAAAGAGUUAAGAUCCUUGGACUGAAAAGUUAUUUUCAUGUUGGAAUGAGCUGCAUCUAAAACCAUGUAGAGAGGUAUCAAAUCUUUAAAGCCCAAACAGAAGGGCUUGGAAAAUAUCACAAGUGCAAAAUCCUCACUGCAAAUCUCUCAAAGAUUUUCAUGUGUGCACUCAAAAGUGAAGGAAACAAACAAAAACUGUAAACUUUUCAGGUAAUAAACUGACAGACAGACAGACAGACAGACAGACAGACAGACAGACUCCAGACAGAUAGGUAAUCAAAGUUGAAAAUAAAUUUGAAAAUAAAUAUUAUACUAUUUUAUUAACAUAAUGUUAACUAUAGUAUUCAUUUUUAAAUCUGUUUUGUAUUGAUUUAUUUAAGUAUUUAAAAAGCUGUCAGGAAACAGGUCUGAACUGCCCCUGAGGAAGUCGUCCACUAGAGGGCAGCAGGAGUUUAGGGUAUAAUCUCUAGGGACGCAACGUGUCGCAAUAAGUAAUACGUUUUAGAAACAUGAGGUAACAUGCUACAAUUAAACAUAUACAAAUAAAACCCCGUAAUAUGUGACAAAAUAGCCUACGUUUCGUGUGAUAGGAUGUAAUAUGACGCUGGCAAUAUCUAAAACAGUUUCCUAAGAAAAAGUUUACGCUUUUUGAUAUUGAGCCUUUAGAAGUUUUGGAUUUGAAGGAUUGUUUUAGCACGACCGCUUUAGUUAUUAAAAUAUGACUUUACAUAUUAUGUAACGUCCCAAACUCCCGCUCAUAAAAGGAAAUUGCAGUAUACUACCGUUGUGAAAGCCAGAACACAAGUGUGACUUCGUUCAUACAUGCUGAAGUUGAAGGAUUUAGAAGGCGGGUAAUCUGUAGUGUCCCGUGGUGAGUUUUGUCAUUUUCCUCCCUCACUGCAAGCAUAUCACUUGUUUCUCUUCAAAGAACGACCGCGGUCUGAGUAGACUUUAGCAAACUUCACGGAACAAUGGCUGGACGUGUGAGCAGACGUUUGCUGAAUUAUCUGACCAGGGGAAACAUCUUUAGAAGCAAGAAAUAUCUGCGUAAAAGUGUGUUAUUCAUCUCACAGUGCCAUGCACGAUCGCUGUCGAGCGGCAUCAGCGCGGCUCAACCGGACCUGAGCUCGCAUCUCGUUGGAAAAAAAUAUGCAGAUUUAUACGAACUGUCAGUGAGAGAUCCCGAAACGUUCUGGGGUUCCAUUGCCAAGGAAAGGCUGACAUGGACCAAACAUUUCGAUCAAGUGAAGGACUGUGAUCUCUCGAGUGGGAAAAUUAACUGGUUUCUUGGAGGUCAACUGAACGUCUCUGUGAACUGUUUGGAUGUACACAUGGCGAAGGAUCCAGACAGAGUGGCAUUGAUUUGGGAGAAAGAUGAGCCUGGCACAGAAGAAAGGAUCACCUACAGGGAACUUCUAAAGAUGACAUGUCGUCUUGCCAACACAUUAAAGAGUCACGGGGUCCAGAGAGGAGAACGAGUGGCCAUCUACAUGACUGUGUCUCCAAUGGCAGUAGCAGCCAUGUUGGCAUGUGCCCGCAUUGGUGCAGUGCACAAUGUGGUGUUUGCAGGGUUCAGCUCAGAGUCUUUGGCCAGCAGAAUUCAGGAUGCCCAGUGCAAGUUUGUGAUCACAUGCAACCAAGGUGUGAGGGGUGGCCGAACCUUCGAUCUGAAGUCCACAGUGGAUAGAGCAGUAAAGAGCUGUCCAUCUGUGCAGCAUGUGUUUGUCACCAUGAGGACCAACAAUAGUGUGCCAAUGGGCAAACUAGAUAUUCCAUUAGAUGAGGCCAUGGAAAGAGAGCCUUCAGUGUGUGCUCCAGAGCCCAUGGGCAGUGAGGAAAUGUUGUUUAUGCUCUAUACCUCAGGCAGCACGGGUAAACCAAAGGGCAUUGUGCACACGCAGGCUGGUUAUCUUCUCUACGCCUCCCUCACACAUCAGUAUGUAUUUGACUAUGCACCAGGAGAUGUGUUUGGCUGUGUUGCUGACAUCGGUUGGAUCACGGGUCACAGUUAUGUGGUGUACGGGCCCCUGAGUAAUGGAGCCACUUCUGUAUUGUUUGAGAGCACACCUGUGUACCCUGAUCCUGGUCGUUACUGGGAGACAGUUCAGAGGUUAAGAAUAAACCAGUUUUAUGGAGCUCCUACUGCCAUAAGAUUACUCCUGAAAUAUGACGAAAGCUGGGUGAAGAAAUAUGACCGGUCAUCUCUGAAGACACUUGGAUCUGUUGGAGAGCCCAUUAAUCAUGAGGCAUGGGAAUGGUUCCAUAAUGUGGUUGGAGAUGGACGAUGCCCUCUGGUGGACACAUGGUGGCAGACAGAGACUGGCGGUGUGUGUAUCGCCCCACUUCCAGCUGAACCAGGAGCAGAAAUACGGCCUGCCAUGGCUAUGAGACCCUUUUUUGGCAUCCAGCCUGCACUCAUGGGGGAGAAGGGACAGCUGAUAACAGGAAAUGAUGUCAAUGGAACUCUGUGCAUCAGCCAGCCAUGGCCUGGAAUGGCCAGAACUAUAUUUGGAGACCACCAGAGAUUUGUGGAUGCAUAUUUUAAACCAUACCCAGGUCAUUAUUUUACGGGUGAUGGGGCGUAUCGCAACGAAGACGGUUACUACCAAAUCACAGGACGAAUGGAUGAUGUAAUCAAUAUCAGUGGGCAUCGGCUAGGUACCGCUGAGAUAGAGGAUGCUCUGGAUGAACAUCCAGAUAUUCCUGAAACUGCAGUGAUAGGAAUUCCACAUGAGAUCAAAGGAGAAGUUGCAUUUGCGUUUGUGGUUUUAAAAGAAACCACUGAGAGUAAGCAGACUGUUUUGGAAGAGCUGAGAUGCCUAGUGGCUACUAAAAUUGCUAAAUAUGCCGUCCCUGAGCAUUUCCUGGUUGUGAAGCGUCUUCCUAAAACACGUUCUGGAAAAAUCAUGAGGAGAAUUUUGAGGAAGGUUGCCAUGGAGGACACGAGCAACCUGGGGGAUGUCUCCACACUGGAUGACCCAUCUGUUGUUUCAGAGAUCAUUCAGGCCCACAAACACUACAAAAGUUGCAUUUCUAAGAAGUAGAAAAAGGACCGUUGGGAAAUUUCCAUUUGAUCUUGUAAAGUAAAUAUCCAGUGAUGUGAACAUUCUAGAGACGUGCGUAGUUUGAAGGGCUAUGAAUAUAAAGAUAUGAUUACGGGGAAUUUGUGCAAGUAUUUCACAUGGUGUGAAAGUAUCAUAUUAAGUGAUUAAAUCAUGAAACUUGCACACACACUCCACACCUGAACUGCAUGUUGGUCCUGACAUGUAGAAUUUUUUUAGAUGACAAAUAGUAUUUGUACAUUCUAGGGAAACACCUUUUAAUCAUGAAGCAUUUUGCACAGUGUUAUUCCUAUAGCCAGGAAUGAGGUGAGAUUUGCUGUGAAACAUUAUCAUUUUUUUAAGGUGCUAAAUUAAGUUUGGUCAGCUAAAUCUGACCUAAGCCUCUGAGUUUUAAGCCUGAAGUCUUUGCUCCCUAAUGUUUAAGACAUAACCGUCCUAAUUUGACUGAUUUUCAGUCAUCAUCACCAUAUCACAAGAAAUUAUAUUAUAAUAUGAUAUACAUCCUUCACAUAUGAUUUACAUGUAGUGUAAUAAUUUGGCCCAAGUCUAUGUUUCCAUUUAAUCUUCAGUAUUAUUCUCAUUAUAUAUGUAUAUAUACAAUUUUGAACAUAAAAAAAACAGUAUUUGUCUGGCUGUUUCUUCUUCCUCCAUUAGAAUAAAUGUAAAGCACAGCUUAGUUCUCAGUGAAGGUUGUGGUAGGGGUGUUUGACAAAAUUUAUGAGAUUUAGCUGACGGAUGCAGCUGUAAAAUGAAUGUUCAGGUGAAGGGACAUUAAAUGUACAGUAGUGCUGCUCUUAUUCCAAUAAACUUUUUAAAUCCCCUCGAACCAAAUCUCCAUCUUCAUUGUGAGGUAGUGGAGGCUUGGUGGUAAAAGAAGUUUAGUAACCCAGUGGUUUUAGGCUCAGUCUCCAUCCUAUAUAGGAUUUUGUAUGUAUGUUCAAACAACUUAUUGCUUCAUGUAAAAACAUAGUAUUUAUCUAUUUCCAUUACUACACCAGAGCAAUAGUAGAACAUUUUUGAUUUAUUAACCCUCAUGCCAUUCCAGAUGUGUGU